Molecule: messenger RNA, 804 nt
Organism: Rhodamnia argentea
Lineage: Eukaryota; Viridiplantae; Streptophyta; Magnoliopsida; Myrtales; Myrtaceae
Product: 40S ribosomal protein S24-1
Exons: 5
Coding region: 87-500 (137 amino acids)
Biological process (GO): translation
Cellular component (GO): ribosome
Molecular function (GO): structural constituent of ribosome
Source: RefSeq, a predicted model, not a curated record
CGAACCCGCAUCGUCUCCGGAGCUGCCUGACUGAGAUUUUCUGCUUCGGCGCCCACCGAAGAACCGACCGAGGCGAAAGAGGAAUCAUGGCGGACAAGGCAGUGACCAUUAGGACCCGCAAGUUCAUGACCAACAGGCUUCUCUCCAGGAAGCAGUUCGUCAUUGAUGUGCUUCAUCCCGGAAGACCCAAUGUCUCCAAGGCAGAGCUGAAGGAAAAGCUUGGGAGGAUGUACGACGUGAAGGACCCAAACUCAAUCUUUGUGUUCAAGUUCCGGACUCAUUUUGGAGGCGGGAAAUCUACUGGCUUUGGUUUGAUAUAUGAUUCAGUUGAGACUGCCAAGAAGUAUGAGCCCAAGUACAGACUCAUCAGGAAUGGACUCGAUACCAAGGUAGAGAAGUCGAGGAAGCAAAUGAAGGAAAGGAAGAACAGAACCAAGAAGAUUCGAGGAGUGAAGAAGACUAAAGCCGGUGAUGCUGCCAAAGCAGGGAAGAAGAAGUGAGGGUCUAAAGUCUUGUUGAUUCUGAAGCAGGGGAUGGUAGUCUAUUUCAAUCUUGUUAGGUAGCUAUGGAGUGAAUUGUUUGUUUCUGCUGUUUUUAACCUGGUGUUUAAGUCGGUUUACGAAUUUUGACUGUACUGUGGAGUACGAAAGCUUUAGGAAACAGAGAUCGAGCUGCUUUGAGGGAUCGUUCUUGAUCUUGUUAAAAGAGAUUUAGAAAUCAAAGCUCAUGUAUUUUUUGGUCUUCGGCAAGGGACUCCCCUCGUAUCUUUGCUCUUUUGGCUAUAAAAUUUUGUCACAUUCUUCA